Pelodiscus sinensis (Chinese soft-shelled turtle) is the source of this 1658-nucleotide messenger RNA. The record is from RefSeq and is a predicted model, not a curated record. Lineage: Eukaryota; Metazoa; Chordata; Testudines; Trionychidae.
GGGGCCGCCAUGCCGGAGCUGGAAUCCCCACUGCACAGCUUCCUUGGGGUGCAGCCCAGAAUCCUCGGGGCGAUGCUAGUGGUGCUGGGGCUGCUGCAGGUGGCCUUCGGAACGCUCUUCGUCAUCGACAACUGCACCUACACAGAUGGUGUCGGCAUCCACUUCUUCCCAGGAGUCCUGUUGUUCUUGGCUGGCAUCACUGCCAUCGCAGCUGACAAAGCACCUAGCAUGGCCCUGGCGAAGGCCAGUCUGGUGAUCCAGAUCAUCGCUGCAGCUGUUGUCGUGGUGAUCUGUUUCCUCUACCUGAGGGACCUGUUCUCCUAUCUCAAUUUUGACUGUGAUCUCCAGGACUGCCGUGUGCAUGACCAGAUCCUGAUCUAUUGCACAGGCAUGCGGGGCAUUGCACUCUUCACGGCAACUCUGGGGUUGUGCUUCACUGUUUCUCUGGCAGUGUUUGGAUGCAAAGCUGUCUGUUAUCCAGACUCUGAAGACAAUGUGCCCAUUGUUGCCAUGAGCUCUUACGAGGCCCAAGCAGAUCCUGAGUGAGAGGGACCCCUUUCCUGCCACCAGCUGGAGUGACCUCACCAGAUAGCUCCGCCUGAGAAAUGCUGCUUCAUUUGUGAGCAAUAACCCACAGCAAGGGGCAAGGCCAAGUACCCAGGCAGUGCAGGAUUCUGGGGAUAGAGAGGGGAUCACCAAGCAGCACAGCCAGGCAGACUUGCUCCUAGAAGACAUUGGCAGGUCCCCUACUAACUUUUGUCCCCAUGACCAUUGCCACUGGCUUCUCCAUGCAGCAGGCAAAUGGCCUGGAUUCUCCCGUGAUCAAUAAGGCUACAUCUACAUUGAGUUUUCUCGGCAAAAAAUAUGCUAAUGAGGUACUCAUUUGCAUGAGUCACGAUCUCAUUUGCAUAUUUUCCGCCAAUCCAUUUCCACGCUAGGGUUUUUCCACAAAAACGAGCAGUGUGGAUGUUCUCUUUUUGUGCAAAAAAACCCAUUUAUACCAGGACUGAAUUUGCCCUGUUUUUGUCACCAUGUCACAUGAUGUUGCAUUGCCCCCCAUGGGGGACCUGUUAAUAUAGAGCAGUGUUUCCCAAUUGUAUUUGGCCAUGGAACCCUUUUAAACUCAAAAGAAUUUUGUGGAACCCCUAAUAACAGCAACUGGUUUGACAGCUGAAGCUUCGACUUUGUUCGAAACGACGCUAGUAUAUUUGCAUUCAGUCACCUACGUGAUCUGAGUGGGUACGGGGAUUUAUGGUGGUAUAUAACAGGUGAUCGCACCACUGACUGCAUAUGCAGCACUGAGUAGUGACAUGAUCAUCUCUGGCUAAGCUGGCAUUACACAGGGACGCUUAUCAUAGUAAAAACAAUUGAAAAUGGUUUUCAAUAAAAUUCAUAAAUGCUUUGGAAAAAAUAUUAAUCACAAAAUGUUAUUGUAAUGGAAUUUUCUCGUGGAACCCUUAUGUUCACUUUGCAGAACUCCAGGGUUCCACGGAACACCAUUUGAGAAACAAUGCUGCAAAGCAUCACCAUCAAAAGUGGUAAUAGGGGUACCUGGGUGAGUCGCAUCAGGGAUAGACACAGGCAUCUACCUGCUACUUGGCCUGGGUUAUUGCUGAUCUGCACUAUCUCUUGCUUUCAUUUAAAAACAAAUUAAACAG